This is a messenger RNA of Amphimedon queenslandica, 884 nucleotides long. RefSeq names its product 32 kDa beta-galactoside-binding lectin-like. The record is from RefSeq and is a predicted model, not a curated record. Lineage: Eukaryota; Metazoa; Porifera; Demospongiae; Haplosclerida; Niphatidae. The transcript has a single exon. The coding region runs from base 59 to 715 and encodes 218 amino acids. Gene Ontology annotation, molecular function: carbohydrate binding; galactoside binding.
UCCAUCUAAACCAGAGUGAAUUGCAACUAUAGCUCUAAACAAAACACUGACUGCAGAAAUGCAUUCCUUUGUUGGCUUGUUUCUCUCUGCAUUACUUAUCUUUUCAGCAUCUGCUGCUAAUCUCUAUCAGCAAGAUGAGUCUGAGUUUGCUGCUGCAGAAGAAGAUGAGUCUCAAUUUGAUGACAUGGAAAGUGAGGUUGACGAUCAGCAGACCCAAGCAAUGACACAAAUGGAAGCCUUUUUGAAUGUGAUCCCAAAAGUCCAAGAACCCUCUGGAUCUCAAGAUCUCUCCAAGGUUCAAGCUACAAUCACCGAAUCUAUUUCACUACCUCGUUUUUUCGUUGGAAGGUCUGUAGAGGUGAGGUACAUUACUCCAAGCACUGGUCGCCCCACAAUGGAUCUUUAUGACGCACAUGGUAACAUCCUUCUUCAUGUUAAUCCUCGUUGGGACACUCGUGCCUUUGUCCUCAAUACAUUUCAUAACAAGCGUUGGGGACGUGAAGAGAGACCAAGUGGGUUUGAUUUCACCUCUGGUGUUCCUAUCACCGUAAGGGUCGAGGCACUUCACUCUCAUCUUGCUAUUCUUGUCAAUGGACGUAUUCUUCAUUACUACAAGCACAGGCUUAAUAUCAGCACUCUGCGCCACAUUAUCUUUCAUUGGGGAGGUAGCAGUUUCAAACCAGCUAAGCUGAUCAGCCUCAGUGUUUACUAUUGAGAAAAAACUCAGAACUUGAACUCUUUUUUGUAGCAAGAGUACAUUAGGUAUACUCUUAGUAUUAGCAGGAGUGUAUUGAACUUUUUUUGGUAGUAUUAGCAAGAGUACAUUAUGUAGCUAUCAUUGUAGUUGCUCAGUUUGAUAAUAAUUAUUAUGAUAAUAAAUUUUA